UUGAAAGGAUCUACUGUGCCGACAUAUGGGAUGCAUUGGACAUGCAUCUGUUAAUUUUCCAUUCCUAUUGUGCUGGCAGAAGCGAUAAGGAGGGGAAGAAAAAAGAAAGAGAGAAGAAGAUUGAAGUAUAGAGAAUCCAAAGAGGAAGAAGAGCGAGCGAGCCUGGGGUGUUAUGCAACUUUUCCCUGGCUCCGUUGCUGAAUCGUUUUCGUCAAACUUUCCAAGGCCUCAUUUUGUACGCCAAACAGUUCCCCGCAUAAUAACUGCAGCAUCUGGGGGCCACAAUAAAAAGAGUGCAGAUAUUGUUUCAACGUUUUCCACGUACUCAUCAGAUUUUUCAGCCUCUUGCCUCUUUCGACAAGCAGAAGCCUUUCAGUUGUUUUGGUGAUUGUGGUCGUGAAUCACCAUGGUUGUUUAGGUGCGUUUACACAAGAGGGAGGAAUGUUUGUGGGGAAUAAGGUAGAGUUGUGAGGUGGUCAGUGGUAGUCUAUAAAGGCUGUCAAGCCUUCAUAGCGGACUCUUGUCAUGUCCACUAACAGGGACAGAUUUCCAAUAUCCCAGAGUGCAACACUGCACCUGUCCCCGGCCUGCCACACCACCACCCCAGGAUCUGACAUUUCUCAUUCUUGUCCAAGACAUCCUCGACUUACGAGACUGCCUACUGUUUGAACACCACACUACCUGCCCUCCAUCUCCUCCACGCAUAAGGAGCGACGACCUCAGAGGCCAUGUCUUCUCUCCGUGUGCCCUUGCUACUGGCCGUGCUGCUGAGCGUGGCCUUGUGCCAGUACGACGAUUAUGACUACCGGCCUGUCAACAUGCUGGGGCCGUCCGGACCGAACUGCCACGUUGAGUGCGACUGCCCCAUCGGCUUCCCCACAGCCAUGUACUGUGACAGCCGCAAGCUAAAGAGCUUCCCCGUGGUUCCCACGGGCAUCAAGUACCUGUACCUGCAGAACAACCAGAUCGACGAGAUCAAGGCGGGCGUGUUGGACAACGUGACCGCCGAGCUCCGCUGGCUGAUCAUGGACAACAACCUGCUCACCAACAGCAAGGUGGCCAAGGGCACCAUCGACAAGCUGAGUGCCCUGGAGAAGCUGUUCCUCAGCGACAACCAGUUGACGGAGCCCAUCAUCCCCUCCUCCAAGGCGCUGGAGGAGCUCAAGAUCAUGAACAACAAGCUCACCAAGUUCCCGUCCGGCCAGCUCAACAACAAGGAGAACCUGACCUCGGUGAACCUGCAGCACAACGAGCUGACCUCCGAGGCCGUGUCGGGCGCCUUCAAGGGCGCCAAGAGGCUGCUGUCGCUGGACGUGAGCCACAACAAGCUGAAGAAGCUACCCACAGGCAUCCCCAACUCGCUGGAGAUCCUGUACGCCGACUACAACGACAUCGACAGCGUGGCCGGCGGCUACCUCAACAAGCUGCCGGGGCUGAAGUACCUGAGGAUCUCCCACAACAAGCUGGUGGACUCGGGCAUCCCCGCCGGGGCGUUCAACGUCUCCACCCUGGUCGAGCUGGAUCUGUCCUUCAACAAGCUGCAGUCCAUCCCCGAGAUCAAUGAGCAGCUGCAGCAGCUGUACCUCCAGGCCAACGAGAUCAGCAAGUUCGACCUCAUGAGCUUCUGCAAGUACGUGGGGCCUGUCAACUACUCCCACCUGAAGCACCUGCGUCUGGACGGCAACAACCUCACACAGGCCAGCAUGCCGAUGGAGACGGUCAACUGCCUGCGCGAGGCCUCAGAAAUCAUGUUCAACGAAAACAGCUAAAGACCUCGAGAUCGGUCCAUGCCCGCCAUUAAAAUGAAACGUCAAAAGAGCUCAGACAACAGGGCCCCUGGGGGGGGGGUGUUUCAUUAAUAGAGGUUGUGUAAGGAACUGAACUGAUAAUAAUGAGGUCAACCCUUAUAUUCAGCUUCCUAAGGAAUCGCUAGGCCUAAAAGUGAUAACCAUCAAAAAAUAUACACAAUUCAAGUUUAAAGAAUUAGAUGAAUAGGUUACUUCAAGACAUUCCACCAAAAAGAAAACACACUUCAAACAUUCCAAAUGUGCACAUUUUGUCUUAAGUAUACCUAGAUGUAUACAGAUAGAAUGAAUUAUGCAGUGGCUGAAAUAAGCAGUCUGUAUUUAUCGUUUUAUCAUACAAUGUGUUGUCUGUCUUGUGUGUUCCCAUGUUUAGCAUAAUGCUUUUAAUGUAGCAACCCUAGAUACCUUGUUGUGUAAAAUACCUGCAGGUAGGGAGUGAUGUAGUCUGUGAUGUACUACAGAUAAGGCUUAUAAUGGCAAAUAGGAGAAAUAUAAUGACUGACAUUUUAUAAAAUCCUUUUUUUUAUAUCAUGUAUCCAAAUGUCUAUUUUUUUUGCUGCCUAAAAACUCAGUGUCUGCAACUGAUGGUGUUCAGGCUUUAUGAAACAGAUAUUUUAAUCUUUCGUAGCUUUGAAUUUAGUGAUAUUUGCAAGUUCAAUAGUUAAGUAAGUUUGUUUAAAAUCACAAGUUAAUCUUUAUUGUUUUAUUGGUGACACCCUCUUGCAAUUCAUAACAGUGAGGACUAUAAAUGGAAAGUACUUGUGAAUAUCCUAUCUACAAUAACAUUAAAUAAUCAAUAACUUGAUUAUUUAAAACUGUAUUAUCCGCAGCAAAAAAACACUGAUAUUUAGAAUAAAAAAAUGUAAUGACUUAAAUAUAAGCUCCAUGUGAAACACUUCAGACAAUAAGGGUGUUCAGGAUAAUUUGGAGCAAAUAUUUACACAUAAUCACAUAAUAUCUGAACCAUAUUAUGCCUUUUGCUCAUUUGUAUUAGUUUGCAUUAUUUGCAUGCAUUCCACCUUUAUGAUAAUAAACUCCCGCUUUUGCAGUUAAAAUGCUUGCAUUGUUACCUUGAUUGUGUGACAUGUUGGAUGCCUGAUAGUCCUGAGCAAUGUAUCUACAAUUGGAUGACAUUGCCAUAUACUGAAACCGACAUGACAUAGCAAUAUUAUUAGCUAAUUAACAUCAUUUCACUGUUUGGUAUUUUUAUUUUAUUUUUUUACAGUUCAUACAUUUUUGUUUGGUUUGGCUCAGUAACUGCUGGUGAAUUUACUAUGAGUAUAAAUGAUGCAGUGAAAUAAACUGAAUACAAUUUCCAACAUA
Gadus macrocephalus (Pacific cod) is the source of this 3128-nucleotide messenger RNA. RefSeq names its product lumican (gene lum). Gene Ontology annotation, molecular function: protein binding. NCBI's taxonomy places the organism in Eukaryota, Metazoa, Chordata, Actinopteri, Gadiformes, Gadidae. The coding region runs from base 729 to 1769 and encodes 346 amino acids. The transcript is spliced from 4 exons. The record is from RefSeq and is a predicted model, not a curated record.